CCCCUGGGUUCUGCAGGAGGGCGGCUGGUUCUAACUCGUCCCAGAGCUAGGAAUCCUGUCCCUGUCCUCUGUGGUCCUUCACCAAGUGACAGAGGACCUGGCCUGGCAUGGGAUGGCAUUAUGAUGUGACAUGGUGUCCUGUAGGCUACGGUGCAGGGACCGAUCACACAAUAAUGCCGACGCUUCUCCGCGUACAGGGGGGUCACAUCCUGCUGUGAACUGGAGCUUGACAUUGAAGAUAUGAACGCCCGGCAUGUCUGUGACCUUGGUGACGGGUCUCCCGCUCUGUGACCUCAGCAGGGCUGAGAAAACGCCGGUCCCCCUUGACCCAGCAGAGCUGAGGUGGCUGCCCUGUGUCCCGAUGCUUGACAGUUGGAGGCCCACCGGUUUCUGACCCCAGAGGGUGGACCCCGGGAGCCUGGCCCCUGGCUGGGAGAUAAGGCCAGAAUCCAAGCCCUGGGUGAAGUCACCCGGCUCCCACAGGCCUGAGGAGCGGAACCUCUGCCGAACUGCCACUUUCAGAGCCACUGGGGGGGAGUUCCGAGGUGAAGAACAAGAUGUAGGGAGAUGGGACCACCUCCCGCGCGUCCCCUGGCUUGGCCACAAGAAGCCCACCUUGACCUUGGGCCACCUCUCCCUUGGCCUAACCAAGAGCUGGACGUGUCCUGGGCCUCAGGCCUGGGCUACCCCCUUUGCAGAGGGAGGAAGACUGAGGACCCCCGGGGGUCCUGUCCCUAGGGGAAGCCCGGAAAGCCACGCCCCUGUCGCCUCCCCAGCCGCCCAGCAGCCAGUGGGUCCGGAAUGCCCGCGCCAUGGCCAAGCUCUGGGUCAAGGUGCAGCGCUCCUGCCGCAGGAAGCCCCUGCGCUUCCUCUCGCUCCUGGCCCUCUACCUGGCGGCCGGGAGCCUGGUCUUCCUGCACUCGGGCUUCGGGGGUCAGCCCGCCGCCUCCCAGGGCCAGGCCAGCCCCGCCGCGGGGGGCCACGAGCUGCCCUUCCUGGGCGACCUGCACCUGGGCAGGGGCUUCCGCGACGGCGAAGCGUCCAGCAUCGCGCGCAGGUACGGACCCUCGUUCAAGGGCAAGGACGCCCACGAGAGAGCCAAGCUGGGCGACUACGGGGGAGCCUGGAGCCGAGCCCUCAAGGGGAGAGUCCUCCGGGAGAAGGAGGAGGAGCGAGCCAAGUACAUCGGCUGCUACCUGGACGACACCCAGAGCCGCGCCCUGAGGGGCGUGUCCUUCUUCGACUACAAGAAGAUGACAGUCUUCCGUUGCCAGGACAACUGCGCCGAACGGGGUUACCUGUACGCCGGGCUGGAGUUCGGGGCCGAGUGCUACUGCGGCCACAAGAUCCAGGCGGCCAACGUGAGCGAGGCCGAGUGCGACAUGGAGUGCAAGGGCGAGCGGGGCAGCGUGUGCGGUGGCGCCAACCGCCUCUCGGUCUACCGGCUGCAGCUGGCGCAGGAGUCGGCCCGCAGGUAUGGGAGUGCAGUAUUCCGAGGCUGCUUCCACCGGCCUGAGAACCUCUCCCUGGCCUUGCCCGUGACAGCCGCCAUGCCCAACAUGUCUGUGGACAAGUGCGUGGAUCUCUGCACAGAGAAGGAGUUCCCGCUGGCGGCGCUGGCCGGCACCGCGUGCCACUGCGGCUUCCCCACGACACGCUUCCCUCUGCACGAGCGGGAGGACGAGCGGCUGUGCGCGCAGAAGUGCAGCGCCGAGGAGCUGGAGAGCUGCGGCAGCCCCGGCUACUUCGUCGUCUACCAGACGCAGGUCCAAGACAAUCGCUGCAUGGACAGAAGGUUCCUCCCGGCCAGGUCCAAGCAGCUGAUCGCUCUGGCCAGCUUCCCAGGGGCCGGCAACACGUGGGCCCGUCACCUCAUCGAGCUGGCCACCGGCUUCUACACUGGCAGCUACUACUUUGACGGGUCCCUGUACAAUAAAGGGUUCAAGGGCGAGCGCGACCACUGGCGCAGCGGGAGGACCAUCUGCAUCAAGACGCACGAGAGCGGCCAGAAGGAGAUCGAGGCCUUCGAUGCCGCCAUCCUGCUCAUCCGCAACCCCUACAAGGCGCUCAUGGCCGAGUUCAACCGCAAGUACGGAGGCCACAUUGGCUUUGCCGCCCACGCGCACUGGAAGGGCAAAGAGUGGCCGGAGUUCGUGCGCAACUACGCCCCCUGGUGGGCCACCCACACGCUGGACUGGCUCAAGUUCGGCAAGAAGGUGCUGGUGGUGCACUUCGAGGACCUGAAGCAGGACCUGUUCGUGCAGCUGGGCCGCAUGGUGCGCCUGCUGGGCGUGGCGGUGCGGGAGGACCGGCUGCUGUGCGUGGAGAGCCAGAAGGACGGCAACUUCAAGCGCUCGGGGCUGCGCAAGCUCGAGUUCGACCCCUACACGGCCGACAUGCAGCGCAGCAUCUCGGCCUACAUCAAGAUGGUGGACGCGGCGCUCAAGGGCCGCAACCUCACGGGCGUCCCCGACGACUACUACCCGAGAUGACGGGGCGCGGGGAGGGCGGCGGCCUGGCCACGCCCACUCACCUGGCCUCUCCGGUUGGGGACCGCCCCCGUGGCGGCCGCUGCUUGCCCUCGGCGAGCCUCCUGCAUGACAGAGGAGGCUCGAGGGAACCGACUGUCCAGGUCCCCGCGCCCUCCGCACCCGCCCCUUCCCUCUUGGAGAUGCGGGCUACCUGGCUUGGCGAGUUCUGGUCACAGGCACCAGCGUCUUGUGUCCCCCGUGUCCCUGCGACCACCACUCCGGGUUGCACUGGUGGGCUGCAGGGUUCACCGUUGUCGUGGAGAUGAGCUGAGUGUCCUCCCCCGAGUGCCCGCUGAUUGGGUCCUUGCCCGGAUGGCUCACGGGGCAGAGCCUCGCUUUCUUCAGGAAGCACUUGCUGUGACAUGGCUCAGGUCACCUCCUGUUUGGGAGAAAGACAGCUGGCCGCGUCCAGGAGGCCUUAGAUGUCUGGGGUCUGGGUAGCUGGAGGAGAGCCCGUGCUCAAGCAGAAUGGGCACCCCAGGCAGGGUCACCGGCUUCCUGAGCGCACCCCAGGCAGGUCACACUGUGGCCCGACCCCACCAGGGCUGGAGUCGCACCUCCUCUCCUCCCUCCCUGCCCAGCACCCUGUCUAGGAGGUGAACUCGGAGUCCUGGAUCCCAUUCCCAGGGCUCCCCAGGUACCCGACAGAAGACCCAGUGACCCAAGGUGGGGGGUCUCACACCUUGAUCUUACACUGCCCUUGUGACCCCUACCACUGGGUCCCGUGCUAUCCAGGUGAGAGCCCCAGGGGGCUCCAGAUCAGAAGGAACUGCGCCUGGAAGAGAUGCCCCUCCUUCCCAGGCACCGGCCUCCCCUUGACCACAGCCCAGUCGGACCCGCCUCCCCCGGGAUCCUCCGAGGAAGGGGUCAGAAUGGCCCAUCAUCUCCACCCUCCGCUGCUCUCUUGACACCAAACCAAAGGAUUUCUGAGGACUUGAGUCACUGAUCAUUCAUUGACCCGAGAUCCCCUCCCGCCCCCCAGGUCGGAUCCUUCGGCUUUACAUCCUGUCCACAGGACCCUCCCACCACGUCCAUGCAAAAGCCAUAGGUCACUGCCUCUUCGCCAUCCUGUCCAGGGCGGCCCCCCUGAGCCGCCCCUCUGAAGUCGAAGCUCGUUCCAAACAGCAAAGGGGCCUGGGGAAGGCAAGUGAAAAGAGAUAUAUUUUUUUAAGAGGUCUAUGACGAAUACAUUCCGCCCCCUGGACCCCGGCCACGCAGAGAGGGCACAGGAGUCGCACCUGAUUCCCUUCUCUGGUUCCCAUGACUGUAGGAUCUGGGCCACCCCAGGGCCGGGCCAGGGGGCGAAUUUCUAGUGUUCUUUCACAAAGCAGCAGCGGACUUGGCCUCCGCUCCCACUGGGAGGGCAGCUGUCUCUGGGAGAUUCGGUCCAAGACCUGGACCAGCUCUUUGCCGGUGGUCACCUUGGACCACCCGCCUCUGUCUGAAGAUUCCUCAGGUCAACACUAUCAUUAAAUGAGAGUUUUGUUGAUAA
Molecule: messenger RNA, 4023 nt
Organism: Marmota monax (woodchuck)
Lineage: Eukaryota; Metazoa; Chordata; Mammalia; Rodentia; Sciuridae
Gene: Wscd2
Product: WSC domain containing 2
Exons: 9
Coding region: 813-2492 (559 amino acids)
Source: RefSeq, a predicted model, not a curated record